AUGUCAAUCGCGGCCGAGGACUUUGCUGCUUCCGAAAAUGAAAACAUCGACAGUAUCCAUGCUUCGCGGGCAAUAUUCUCUUGGCUCGUCAGCCAGGGUGCUGCUGGUCUGCAGGUGAUUGGUACCCAGAAGCCCGGAUCAUCUAUUCAGCUUGACGCCAGUCUGGCUUCUCGGGAUGUGGACGAGAUGAAUGCAAGUGGACUUCUGAAGAGAUCAUUUUCUCACUUCUGGGCAUACGUGUCUGACUAA
Penicillium malachiteum is the source of this 249-nucleotide messenger RNA. RefSeq lists its product as uncharacterized. The coding region runs from base 1 to 249 and encodes 82 amino acids. The transcript has a single exon. Lineage: Eukaryota; Fungi; Ascomycota; Eurotiomycetes; Eurotiales; Aspergillaceae. The record is from RefSeq and is a predicted model, not a curated record.